Dentiscutata erythropus is the source of this 8061-nucleotide messenger RNA. The record is from the annotation of a GenBank genome assembly. NCBI's taxonomy places the organism in Eukaryota, Fungi, Glomeromycota, Glomeromycetes, Diversisporales, Gigasporaceae.
AUGAUUUACGAAAAUUUUCAUCCAGAUGAAAAAUACACAACUCGAAUUAAGAAUAUUUUGACUGAAUACCCAGAUGGUUCCCAAAUCCUUAGAGAAAUUUUACAAAACUCUGAUGAUGCGAAAAGCACUGUUCAAAUUUUCAUUUUGAAUCAUAAAACCUAUCCUUCUAAAACGUUGUUUGAUUCAAAACUUAAAAGAUAUCAAGGCCCUGCACUUUUGUCUGCUAAUGACACAAUCUUUCAACCUGAUGAUUUUAAAUCUUUGGUUAGUUUGGCAAAUAGCGAAAAAAUCGAUAAAUAUGAUAAAAUAGGAGUUAUGGGCAUCGGGUUCAAUUCGAUUUUCCACAUCUCAGAUGCGAGCUCAAUUAUUUCCGGAUCUUCCUACGUUCUUAUUGAUCCCCAUGCGCGAAAAUAUUGUGAAAGAGAAGCGGGUCAGAGAGGUUUCGCGACCAAAUUCUUAAAACGUGAUAUGCUCAAUCAUCCUGAUCAAUUUGAGCCUUUUUUGGUUGAAUUCAUAAAAUCAGAGUUAAUUAAAAAGAAUCCCCAUCAGUUCGAUAAUAUUCCAGAUGGGUUUCAUAAUGGAACAAUAUUUAGAUAUCCACUUCGAACUUCUAGGGAUGUUGAGGAAUCAGAUAUUUCCAAUGAAGAGUACAAAACUGAACAAAUUAAAGAUUUGUUUGAUAUCUUUUUCAACGUUGACAAUAUUUCCUGCCUCUUGUUUUUGAAGCAUAUAGAAAAGAUUAUCUUUUUUGAACUUAAAGAAGAUGGUGACAAACCUGAACUCUUGUAUGAAAUUGGAGUUGAUAAUAUGAAGGAAAUAAUUCGUGAAAGGGAAUUAUUAACUAAAAAUAUGAUAUCAAUGAUGACAUCUCCAACGGGUCAAGAUUCUUUUGAAACGAUUUAUAAAAUGAAAUUUUUUCAAAAGGCUAAAGCUAAACGUAUCAACAACAAAAGUGAAUGGUUAAUAGUUAAUUAUAUUUCUAGCACGAAUGAUGAAAAAUAUAUUAAAUUCAAGAAUCAUAUUCGUGAUUGUAAAUUUAUACCAAUCGUUGGAUUGGCUGCACGAAUUGACAAAAUUACUAGAAAUAAAGGAAGGCUCUACUGUUUUUUACCCUUACCUGAUAGUUACGAUGACUUUUCUGUUUCGAUUAAUGGUUGCUUUGCCGUCAGUAAAAACAGAAGACAUUUAGAGAUUUCAAUGGAUGAAGAUCUGGCACCAGGUGAUCUAUUACGUCUUAAAGGUGCAUGGAAUAGAUAUUUAUUUGAAAAGGCUAUUCCCGAAGCAUGGAAGAAACUUUUAACAGAAAUAGUCGAAAAUGUUUCCCACGAAAAAAUUUAUACGUUUUGGCCAAUAUCAACUAAUGGUUCUUCUCAAGAAUUGGACACUAAGUAUAGCUUAUGGAAAAAUCUUUUACAAGAUCUUAUUAAUCUUCUCGAUCCUAAUCUUGGAGUUUUUCGUGGACCUUCAGGAUAUUUGUCAAUAAAUGAUGGACAUUUAAACGACAAGAAUUUCUGCAAAUCAUCCGACCUAUCCGAAAUAAUGGAAAAGCUAGGAUUUCCUAUCUUUGUAGAAAUUCCAGAAUCAAUCGUUGCAAACUUAGAAAAAUCUUUAAACUACAGAAAUAUUUUAAAAUAUAUUACGCCAGAAAAAGUAUGCGAUUAUCUUAAGAAAUCGGACAAGCCAAUAAAUAUUCUCCUUGAUUGUCUUGAUCGUCAGAAAAAAUUAAUUCUAUUGGAAUAUAUUCUUGAAGUGGAUGAUGUCUCUAAUCUCCAUGGAAUUCCAUUGCUUCCAACCGAAACUAAGGUCUUUAUGACUUUUGAGUCGAAAGAUAAUCCUGAAAAAUUUUUUUACAUUACUAGCAGAAAUGAGCAUAAACUUAUCGACAAAAAUUAUUUUGAAUUAAUCAUUGAUAAUGAAAUUGACGAUAAGAUUUUAUCAAAAUUAAAAUCUUUUGCGAAAAAUGAAAAAGAUAUUAAUAUACAAAUUCUUUCAGAAAUUCAAUUUAUAAUGGUUCUUAAGAAUUCAUUAGAUGGAUAUUCCGAAAAUUCUCAAGAAAUUCCAAUUGGAAACAACAAAAUUGAAUGGAUAUAUGAAAUUUGGAAUCAUUUACUACAAACCAACAGAAAUUUAUCAAAUUUUGAAGACCUUCACCUUUUACCAAUCAAAAAAGAUUAUACAAUUUUUUUGAGAAAAUUAAAUGCAACACCAAAAUGUUUAUGCCGUUCACAACAUUAUCAAUUGAUUGACAAUGUAACAAUUAAUAAUUUGAUUCAAAUAUUCAAAUUGUUAGGCUCUACCUUUAUAAGCGAUGAGUUUGAAAAAAAGAUUGUUUCAAAACAUCAAAAGCUUAAAAAUUAUUUGAUCGAAACCGAUAACGUUAUAGCAAUCUUAUUAUCCCUCAAAGAAGAUCAAUCAUUUCCAAAGAACAUCACUGAAUCCGAUCUACGUACUUCAGAAAAAAACUUAUUAAUUAAACACAUGGGAACUUAUUUGCGGCGUGAAUCUUAUUUUGACACCAAUCUAAUAAAAGUGUUAAGAUAUUUUCCAAUCUUUACCAAAUUAAAUGAUAAUAAAUCUAUAAGCAUUGAUUCAAUAGGUAGAGAAGAACAUUAUUUGCUACCUAAAGAUGAUGAAAAAUCAUUCGGGCAUAUUAUUUCACAUUGCAUAUUUUUGGAAACUCAUACUUCCGAUGACAUUAAUUUUCUUCUCGAAAAAGUACUCAAAGUUAAACGAUUAGAUCGAAGAACGUAUUGGAAAGAUCAUGUCAUUCGGUAUUUAGAUGAUCAAGAACCUGAUAUUCAAGAUCGAUUGGUUGAAAAGCUUUUUCAGAGAUGGGCGGUUAUAAAACCAUUUAUAAGGGGUCUUUCAGAAGUAUCAUUUGUUACAACUUCAUCACAAAGGAAAAAACCAAAUGAAAUCUUUGAUCCUAAAAACUCUCAUGUAAAAAAAUUAUUCUUUUCGAACGAAUCGUUUUUCCCGGCUGGAAAGUAUUUCAAUCAAGAAUAUUCUCAUAAAUUACAACUAUUAGGAAUGAAAUACUCAAUGACCGCGGAGGAUAUAAUUAAUCGAAUAGAUACUUAUGCAAGAUAUAACACCGGUGAACGAUAUUCUAAGUCUCUUGAACUGUUGAAAUAUAUUGAUUAUAAUUAUAAACAUUUUAUCCAUGAUUAUUCACUCCGUAAAGAAAUAUUGAAUAAGGUGUGGAUCCCAGUCUUAAAAGAAGGUGAAAAAACAUUUUCAAGACCUUUAGAAUGUAAAGAUGAAUUGCAUCAAAAUUUAGUUUCUUAUAUAAUGCCAAUAGUUCAACAUAAAAUCAAAAAUAAUGAUUUACGUCAAAUUUUUGAAUGGAAUAAUUAUCCGCCGACAAUGAAAGUAAUAGAACAAUUAUUAUAUUUAACAUAUUUGAUAAGGCAAAACCGCUCUAAUUUUGCCACAAGAAAUCAAAUUUAUGAAAUUUAUGGCCACUUAAACAAUGUCGUUAAAAAUCCAAAUAAUGAAAUAAACCUUUGGAAACAAAAAUUAUCGGGAAAAAAAUGGAUUUUUAAUGACGAUAAAGUUUAUUCAACUGAUGAAAUAGUAUUUUCAUCUAUAAUUAAAGGUGAUACGGUUACGCUUUCAAAUCACAAUAAAAAUAAUUAUUCGAAACUUUUUGUUGAGUUUGGAGUUAAACACAAACAAGAUUAUUUUGAAGCACUUAGAACUUAUGAAUUUUCAAAUAAGACGCAAAAAACCAUAAUCGAUAUGAUCGAACAUUUAUCUCAUACAGAAGAUGAAACUAAAUUAAAAGAAUUAUUAAUUCCAAACAUGAACGGAAAUAUGGUCCCUUGCAAGAAAUUAUUUUAUGAUGAUAUGGACACUAGAGCUAAAGAUUCAGAUAAAGAUUUUAAUCUUAUAGCACAUCCGGCAAUUUCAAGAAAUAUAGCAAAGAAAUUAAAGCUUAAAAAUUUCAGUGAAGAAUUCUUAAAAAGUAGAAUCGAUCUUGUUCGGCAAAAUGAGCAUUUAACUGCAAACUUUUUGAAAUCUAUUCUCGAAAAAUUUAAUCACGAUAAUAUUGUUUUCCAAGAAUUUCUUAAGAAUGCUGAUGACGCAGAAGCAAACCAAUUUUGUAUCAUUCUUGAUGAGUGUACAUAUCCAUCCGAAUCUUUAAUAAAAGAAGAUAUGAGAUAUUGGCAAGGUCCAGCAAUAUGGAUAUAUAAUGACAAAGAAUUUUCAUCAGAAGAUCUUGAAUCGCUUAAUGAUAUUGGUCGAUGCGCCAAGGAACCUGACAAAAUUGGAAAACACGGGUUGGGAUUCGCAUCAUGUUAUAACUUUACAGAUAUACCACAAAUAUUAUCAGGAUGGAAGAUAAUAUUUCUCGAUCCACAAAUAAAAAUUCUUUCUGAUAAACAAUGUAGCGGCUCUAUGUUUGAUUUUGAGAACUACAAGAACGAAGAAAGUCACAUAAUGAAAGCAUUUAAAGAUCAGUUCGAAUCCUAUUUAAAACUUGAAGGUUGUGGGUUCAAAGUUGAUUUUACCAAAAAAUUUAAUGGAACAUUGUUUAGGUUACCACUUAGAGUAAUUGAAAGUCCAAUUUCUAACAAAGUUUAUACCGCUGAUAGUAUUGAGAGAUUAUUGGAUAUUAUAAAGAAAGAUGCAAUUUCUGAAUUGAUUUUCUUGCGUAAUGUGAAAUCCAUCAAAGUAUUUAGGAAAAGAAGUUUAAAUAAUGUAAUGAAGACUUUAUGGGACGUUGAAAUUACAAAUGUUUCCACUGGAAAUCGUAAUUUACUUGGAAAAGAACCACAAGUACUUAAGCUCGAUGUUCAAUAUAAUGAAUUUGAUAAUCAUAGCGGUGAAAAAAGUACAUCAAAAACAGCCAAAUGGAUUAUAUGUUCAGGAGAGAAAGAUAAUAAAAAUUUCUGGAGCGCGAUUGCAGCAAUUGUUCCCGAAGAACAAAAUAGAGAAAUUUUCAUCGGAAAAUUUUAUUCUUAUCUUUCACUUUUAAACUCUUCCGAACUUCCCGUAAUUCUGCAUUCAAACGGUUGGGACCUUUUACCAAAUCGAAGAAACCUCUCAAAGAAUAGCGUAAAUAAUAUGAAUAUUUUAAAAAAUAUUUCUCAACUUCAUGUAAAACUUUUUGAAGAGUUUGUGGAAACUGAGAAGCAAAAGAAUGGUUGUUGUCAAAUUAUUUCUCAAUUCUGGCCAAUUCCCAAAACCGAAAAUGAUACAUUUAAACUUAAAGAAUAUGGUCAAAUGGUAUUAGAACAUUUAUGCAAAAAAAAUCCCGAGAUAUUCUGGUCUCCAUAUAGUGAUGGCAAAUACGUUAGCUUAACGAAUAGUAUCUUUAUAAAUGAUCAAACACCACAAAAUAUCGUAGAUUUUCUAAAUCAAUAUGAUCAACCUACAGUGAAAAUUGAAUCCGGGCAUCUAAAUGAAUUUAAGGAAAAAAAUGGAUUUCGGCAAGUUAAUCCUCAACUUAUUCGAAAUAUCUUAAAAGAUAAUGAAUAUAUAUUAGAUGAUCCGGAUUUGACAUUAUCUGAAAAGUUUUCUUUACUGAAAUACAUUCUUGAAGACAAAAACUAUAUAGAUCUCGAAAAAAUUUCUUUAGUUCCAUUAUUCAAAAAUAAUUUUGGAAAGUUUGGAACAGAAAAGAAUUAUAAUCUCGCUACAUUAGAAGAGCUAAAUUUAUUUCCUCAAGCUGGAUUAGAAUACUUCAUUCCUGUUGAUCUAUUAAAAUCACAUGAUUUGCUCUCAAUAUUUUCUGCCGAGGAAUUUCGCAAAGCUACAAACAUUCAUAUUUUUGAUGAACCAACAAUUAGACGGUUUUUACAUCAAGAGUUGCCUCCUAUAUCAGAAAGAGAUUGGGAUCCAUUAAAUUCAGAUUCAACAAUUCCAAAUCAAAAAUGGCUUAACGAAAUAUGGUCUAGAAUCUUAAAACAUUCACUAGCACCAUAUAGAUCUUUUCCUUUAUUAGAAGUAUACGACCCUAAUAAACAAGACCAGCACCAAUUGAUUAGCUUAGAAAAUGCAGCAUGCAAACCUUUAUUAGCUUAUCCUUCUGGUUUCAAUAACAGAUGGGAUGUAAUUCAAACAUUGGCAAAUAUCGGAAUUCGAUUUACUAAACAAAAAUAUAACGAAGCUCUCAAUGAAUAUAUUAAAUUAUUAAAACCCGAUAAUAUAUUAAAUGUUAUUGGCAAAUAUCGAUGUAUUGAAGAUCAACUUAUUGAUAAUAAAGAAGAUAAAGAGAAACUAUACCUAUAUUUUACCUUGAGAUUGUCUCCGUCAGAUUAUCAGAAGUGUAGUAAUAAACACAUAUUCGUGCUAUUACCUAUAUGGCCAACACAUACUUUAGAUACCGAAAAUCCAGUAUUCAAAUCAAUUUCGCAUACAAAUACAUAUCUGAUGCCUUCAGGUAUAAAAUCAUCGAAACCAUUCACUUUUUUUCCACAGAAUUCUUUCACUUUUUAUUACGAUGUAACAAAUGAGAGACGAAAAUUAUUAGAAGCUGCUGGAGCAAAAAAACGAAAUAGAUUAAGCUAUUAUAAAGAAACAUUUGUUCGUGAUAUGAUGGAAAUCCUUCCACAGCAACAAAAUUCGUACUCAGAACUUUUAAUUGAGAUGCUAUCAGAUAGUGAGAAUCUUAAUGUGAUUAAACAAUAUAUAAAGAAUUUAAAAAUUUUUCCAAAUGAAAAUUACCAACUUUAUGUUGCAAGAGAUUUAUAUGAUCAAGACCAUCCACUUCUUCAAGUUGUUUACAAAAACUCCAAUCGAUUUCUUCCUAAAUGCAUUCAAAGCAAUCAACAUUGCUUAAAUGUGCUUGAAGAAUUAGGAUUUGUAAGAAAAGUUACUCCAGCAAUAUUUAUCAAAUGUGUCAAACAUAUUAAUAAAUUGUUUAAUGACCGCAUAAAUAAUAUGGAUGAUCCUAAAUAUUUAGGAAGAACUGCUAUUCGCUAUUUAUAUAACAACCACUCUACAUUAAAAUUUUCUGAAGACGAAUGGAAGGAAUUAUCAGAAAUCAAAUUCGUUCCAAUCUCAAAGAAAUUUUUAAAAUACCCGUACUCAUAUAGUAUUAACAACAAAAUGGAAGAAUUGGAAUCUUUUGAAAAUUUAUGUCUUUCAAAAUACAAAAAUUUUGCAUGGACUCAAUUGGCAUUUUUCGAAAUUGAACCAACUGAGGAAGUUAUAAAAAAUUAUGAGAAACUUGGUCAACCAACUGUUUCAAAUAUCAUUAAUCAUUUAAGGACAAUUCAAUCCACACUAUCUAAAUCUGAAGAUUGGGAACAAAAGGGUGAUGAAUUAUUUGAUAUAAUUCAACAAAUUUACGAAAAAUUGGAUUCAUUAUGUGUCGAAAGUGAUGAUGAUCUAGCAUCAUACUUUAAUUCGGAUGAUCCUCCACUCUUUUUAAAUGGUACAGACCCAUUCGAUUCGGAAAUCUGGACUCCUGCCUCACAUUUAGAUAUAACUAUCAAAAAGGAUUUUAAACCAACCAGAAAAGCUACCGAAGAAUAUCUUAAAAAAUAUAACAAUCUUUUAAUUUUAGCCGGUGCAAAAAAAUCAAAAUUACUGGAAAACGAAAGAUUUAAAGGUUUUGAAGAAAAGAAUACACAAAAUUUAAUUAAAUCAAUGAUCGAUUCCUUAUGUAUUGGAGAAAAUACAAACGAACUUAAUGAUGUCUCAUUUAAUAUUAAUGGGCAAAAUUUCUAUGCAAAUUCGAUGAUAUUGGGUUGUGCAGCACCGUGUUUUAAAAGAAUUCGACGAUAUAACUGUGAUGAUGUUGAACCAGAUUCAUUUCAUAUUUUAUUACUAUGGUUAUAUGGUGAAUCGCUAUCUCAAGCUAUAAAUAAUAUUGGAAGAGAGGAGUACGAUGAUGAUUUUAUUCAAAUUUGUAAAGAUUUGUUAAAAUUAGCAAUAGUAUUUGAACUUGAAUCGCUUAAACGGCUGAUAGGACAUAAACUAUCUGCAUACCUUAAUAUAAAUUUGAACGAAGAAAUUCUUAAAGAAGUGAAGUCUCUGGCUAAAAAUGAUGAAUAUAAUCUAAAUGAUCUUUUAGAUUAUUGCGAUAUGUUAGAAAAGGAAUACUGUUAA